GCUUUACCUUUGGCUUUAUUUAGCUGUUCAUGGCGUCUGCUGGAGGGUUAGUGACAGGUCGCCUCCUCACAAACAGAUAGGCCGGCGGAUUUUACGGUUUGUUGUGUGUUGACUCGUCUUUUGGAGAGAGACACAAUGGAGGUGGAGAGUUUCAGCGUGCAGGACGAGAGCAGUCUGACUCGGAUUAGGUUUGAUGCUGCUGUGAAAGUGAUCAAGACUUUACCCCCGGAUGGUCCCUUUCAGCCCUCCAAUGACAUGAUGCUCAAGUUCUACAGUUACUAUAAACAAGCCACUGUGGGUGCGUGCAGUAUUCCCCGACCUGGCUUCUGGGAUGCAGUUGGCAAAGCAAAAUGGGAUUCUUGGAAUUCACUUGGAGAUAUGUCAAAAGAAGAAGCAAUGGCCGCCUAUGUUGAUGAAAUGAAGCUGAUCCUGGAGGGCAUGCCCAUAACGGACGAGGUGGAGGAGCUGCUGCGUGUCCUCGGCCCGUUCUACGAGCUGGUUGAGGAGAAGACAAAGAUCAAUCAGAUAUCAGACUUGAGCUCAGGCUUCGGGACGAUGUUGAAUUCAAUGCCGUCAAAGAGCAUCCCAAAGAGCGUCACAAAGAGCAUCAUCAGAAACAUGGAGAUGAACGGCACUCUGGAGACUCGGCCCGCCCGCCUCAAACCAAAGGAAGUGAGGGAAAAGCUAGAGGAGAAGCUGGAGGAGGAAGAAGAGGAAGAUGAAGAGGAGGAUGAAGAGGAGGACGAGGAGGAGGACGAGGAGGAAGAGGAAGUACCGAUAAAGGAAGUCAGAAAAGACAAGAAAUCAACAGCUUCACAGCCAAAGAAGAAAAGUUCAGCCAGGAGACACAAAGUGCCCCUGUCAAAUGGUAAAGUGGCUAACGGGGUCGCCCAUCUGACCAACGGGGGUCACUCCAGGGCCGCGCUGAACAGCGACGAGUCCCACGAGGGCUCAGCCUGCGAACCUGUGCUCAACGGCCACCACGCAGAUCUCAGCGUAGAUGUGUCAGGUCCCGCUCACCUUGCCAGUGACUCAGACAGCGAGGUCUAUUGUGAUUCUGUGGACCAGUUUGGCCAAGAGGAGAACUCGGAGCAUAACCGCUCUCUGGAUGAGCUGGACGAGGAGGAGAACCAGGCCCUGCCGCCUCUGGACCACGAGGCCCACGAGGAGGUGGAAGGUCCGCCGCAGGUCGUCAGGUGCGGAGGAGAAGACGGGGACGCCGGUGGGACAAUGACACAGAAACAGAAGCUGAGUGCGGACAUGAAAGAGGGCUCCUUGGUCAGGCGAGGGAGAGGCUCUAGGUCUCCAGGCCGCGGCUCUGGACCUCUGGUGCCCAUGCACGGCAGCGGAGACGGUGACGGGGGCCACUGGGGAGGAGCGGUGACACCGGCGGGGAGCCUGAACGAGCAGAUAGUCGUGGCGUUGGCCAGACUGCAGGAAGACAUGCAGAGUGUUCUGGAGAGGCUGCACACACUGGAAGCUCUCACUGCAACACAGGCAAGAUCAGUGGCUCUGUCUCCUACUUAUGCAGUUCCUCCUGUGACUAAGAAGAGUCGGAAACCAUCCUGGUGGCCUUUUGACAUUUCUCCAACCAGUUUGGCCUUCGCUGUGAUUUGGCCAUUUGUGGUACAGUGGGUUAUCCGCCUAUACCUGCAGAGGAGGAGAAGACGAAUCAACUGAAACCACUCAUCAAACAUCCAAAAACCCACGGGCAUAAAGAAGAGUCCUCUAAAUGUCUUUGGUUGGGUUGCUAAUGGCUGUAACCCCCCCCCCCCGCCUCUCUCUCUCUCUCUCUCUCUCUCUCUCUCUCUCUCUCUCUCUCUCUCUCUCUCUCUCUCUCUCUCUCUCUCUCUCUCUCUCUCUCUCUCUCUCUCUCUCUCUCUCUCUCUCUCCCUCUCUCCCCCUCUCUCUCUCCCUCUCUCUCUCUCUGCGCUUGGACCCACAGCACAGUAAUUUGCUUUUGCACUAUGAAGAAGGCACCUAGAGUAAUGAGUGAGAGGAAGAGAGCUCUCAAAGUGUGUGUGGUGUACGUGUGGUACUGUGGACGUGGAAUCAAAAAGAAUAAUAUGAAUGUACGGGCUUACACAGCCUUUUUAAAGAUGAUACCAUCCGACUGGGAAGUUUUAUCUCUGUAAGAACUGGUUUUUGUGUCGGGAGGGAAACGUACGGUUGGGUUAUCGUCAGCCUGUUUGUAGACCAACUACAGUAGCUUCUCAAUGAUUUCCAUAUCUAAGGCUUUGUUGCACAAAAAAAGGGCCUGAUUCUUUUGUUGUUGUUUUUUUUGGAGCGUCAAGCUUGAUGUGGUUAUAAACUUUCACUUUCAUUAGUUGCCCAGGCGAUGCUGCUAAAAUAAAGAUGUUGUAAUAACUGUAGCUUAGAAGGAAGGAUUGAAUGUAAUUACAUAUAUAUUGUGUUCUUUUUAAUUCUAAGAAUAAGUUAAUAUUUAUUGCUUUGUAGCAACAGUAAAAAUGAAGGCGUUUUUGGCCUGAUUUCGGCUGUAUAAGUGAGGUUUAUGUUUAAAGUGACUCUUUAAUGUUGUGUAUAAGUUUCAGAUGUGUCCAUUGCCUGUCCUACUGCAUAUCAAUCUGUGCUUUUUUUCUUUUUCUUUUUUUGUCACAGUGGUUCGAUUCAGCGCCCACUUUAACUUGGAAAUAGAAAAAACUGCCUCAACAUCAUCAUAAGAUACAUUUAUCGGUGGCAUUAUGGUUUCUUACGUUCACAUAUUGUAGCGUAACCGUUCUAGUUCGGGACCAAAAAAAAUAAUCACGUAAAAAUCACUAACUCACAAAUCAACGAGGUGGUGAGAAUCAAACCCAUCUGACAGUCACGGCUUCGGUUUCCGCUCAGCUGUCUGAUGAUUAACGCAUAACACUCGUCCCUCGUAUGCUUCGUUUACGCUGUCACAUUUUUCUAUGUUUAAUUUUAACGUGUGAUGUAGUAACAUGUUUGUGGAGCGACUGUCUAUCUGAGCGAUAGUGAUCAUGAAUUUGUUUGCGAAGCAGUGCGAUCAAUAUAAAACUGUAUACAAUAGCUGUACAGUUCUGAUGAUUAAAAUGCAAUAUUUUAAUUGCAUUUCCAUGUGUUUAAUAUAUAGAAUAUGAUAUCAUAUUUACAAAGGUUUGCAUCUGCAAUAGCACUAACCUUUCCAGAGCCAUUAUGUUUUAAUAAAAGAAUAAUAGUUUACCUUUCUACUGAAGUAUGUACUAAGGCUUUCUCACCCUCUCUGCCUGUGGAUAGAGUGGUGUUUGCAUGUGAUAAUCUAAGCCUCAAAUAAAAUUUUCAUAAAGCAUAUUGAUUUGUGCAAAUCGUCUCUUUCACACAUUUUAACUUCUUAUUAACCCCUAAACAGGCAACAUGCACCAGGAGAUACAGACUCUUUAACACCCUGUUAGGAGCAUGACUGGUUAACCUUCGUCUCGUCCUCCCAGGUCAAAUUGACCCCGUCUGUUUUGACUGUUCCUUCUUUCCUCCCUUCCUGUCCUUCUUCCCACCCUCCUUCUCUUUCUUUCCUUCCUCUCUCUUUCCUCCCUUCCUUCUGUCCUUCCUGCCUCCCUCCCUCCUUCUUUCCUCCCCCAUAGCUUCCUUCCUUCUGUCCUCUUUUCCUUUCUCCCUCCAUCCUCUCUCCUUUCCGUCCUUCUUCCUCCCUUCCUCUUUUCCUACCUUCUUCCUUUCUUCCAUCCUUCCUUCCGUUUUUCCUUCUUUCUCCCUUCCUUCCUUGACUCGAGGACAACAGGAGGGUUAAGGUAGUUGUUCAGUUGUAUGUGCCUUUUCAAAUGAGUUAAUAAUUGAAGCUUGUGGUAGGCCUUUACUUUCAUAGAAAUGAUAGUCAGUUUAGAAACUAGUCUGUUGACAAGGGAAAACAAGAAUGUAUCACUUCUCUUUAUCAAAGAUGUUUACCAUUAUUACCAUUUUUAUACCUGAAUGAUAAAGAAUAAAAUAAUUUAAAGAAU
Messenger RNA from Scomber scombrus (Atlantic mackerel), 3950 nucleotides. It is a transcript of the gene acbd5a, whose product is annotated as acyl-CoA binding domain containing 5a. The record is from RefSeq and is a predicted model, not a curated record. Gene Ontology annotation, molecular function: fatty-acyl-CoA binding. NCBI's taxonomy places the organism in Eukaryota, Metazoa, Chordata, Actinopteri, Scombriformes, Scombridae. The transcript is spliced from 13 exons. The coding region runs from base 136 to 1680 and encodes 514 amino acids. Gene Ontology annotation, biological process: fatty acid metabolic process; autophagy of peroxisome. Gene Ontology annotation, cellular component: peroxisome.